Messenger RNA from Funneliformis mosseae, 1386 nucleotides. The record is from the annotation of a GenBank genome assembly. Lineage: Eukaryota; Fungi; Glomeromycota; Glomeromycetes; Glomerales; Glomeraceae.
AUGGAAGAAGUUAUAAAAGAUUCAAUAAAAUGUUUUCCAAAGAAAAGACAACAAAAUGGGAAAGAAGAAACAAAUCAAAGUCAAGAUGAUAACGAGCAAAGAAGUCACGGAGAUCCAGUUCCAACACAUUUAUUAGCACGAACGCAAGCAGAAAAUCAAUUUCGUGAUUAUUAUAUGAAUCGAAUUACUAAAGCUUUUGGUGAAGAUUUAGAUAAAUUGAGAAAGAAGGAAGUAGAUCUUGAUUCCAAUAAAUUAGAGAUAUUAAUUAAUACGUUAGAAUCAGGAAUAAUAAUACAAUCGAGAGGUUUUAUGAAAGGCUACAUAGAUCCUUAUUUUUAUACUACUCCUUCCGAACAAUGGAGCCUUAACACUUUUAUUACAACAUAUAAUGGACAGAGUUUAAAGGAAAUGGCGGAAAAAUUGAUUGAAACUUAUAGAGCGGAUAAGAAAGAAUGUGCAUACUUGAUUGAUAUUCCCGAAGGUAAAUCGGCCAAAACGGCCAUUCUUCGGAACAGGUUUGAACUGUUAAUCGAAUCCGCAAAAUCUGCGAACGCGACUCUUAAUGCAACAUUCACCGAAGCCGAUGCAUCUGUAAGUGGAUACCAAACCUCAGAUCAACAAGUGAUGAGGUCAACGAACUAUGAGACGAAUCCUUUCAAUAUAGAAUUUUCACAGAAACGUAAAUGCGCUUUUGAUACCGAAGAGGAGGAAGAAUCCGAGGAAGAGUAUAACGCAGACAAAACAAUCAUCGGCGGGAGAAAUACCACUUGGGUGGUAGAUGGAAUUAACAUUCGUCAAAGGCUUACAAAGUAUCAGGAGGAAAAAAAUCUUACAAAAUCCAAACCAGAAUAUUACGAUGUGAUCUUUUUUAAUAAUAAAGACCAAGACGGUUUUUUAGGUACAUUGCCGGAAAGCACUAUUAUAAAGAUGAAUAAGGAAAUAAUGGAAGAAAUAAAAGGUGCAGAAGAAGAUGAUAUUAGAUCAUUAUUAUUGAUCGCGAUAUCCACAAAACGAAAGAAAAUCUUAAACAACAAAGAGAACAUAAUGACUCUUUUGAAAAAAAGUUCACGCUAUAUUUUAUUAAUCACAUGGGACAUUCAUUACAAUGGUUUGGCACCAAUAUUGAACAAAAUUUUCAUUAAUAAUAAGAAAGAUUGGCACGUUAAGUACGGGGAGACUUGUCUUAGGGCAAGUGCGGAUGAUCAAAAUUCUCAAAAAGGGGGUGGUCAUCGCCGAUCCCCUAUCGAUACUAUUGUUAUAGUUAAAGAAGAGAACGAAGGAAUUUUCGGUCACAGAGAUCAGUGGACCCCCAGCUCGGAAAGAUUGAUCACAUUUCACGGGGGAUCGAAUGAAAAUAAUCAAGAUGCUGAAGACGCUCAUGAAUAG